This is a messenger RNA of Colletes gigas, 1915 nucleotides long. RefSeq names its product U3 small nucleolar RNA-associated protein 6 homolog. Lineage: Eukaryota; Metazoa; Arthropoda; Insecta; Hymenoptera; Colletidae. Bases 110 to 1915 code for a protein of 601 amino acids. Gene Ontology annotation, biological process: maturation of SSU-rRNA from tricistronic rRNA transcript (SSU-rRNA, 5.8S rRNA, LSU-rRNA). Gene Ontology annotation, cellular component: Pwp2p-containing subcomplex of 90S preribosome; small-subunit processome. Gene Ontology annotation, molecular function: snoRNA binding; protein binding. The transcript is spliced from 9 exons. The record is from RefSeq and is a predicted model, not a curated record.
GAGUUUCCGGUGCACCCAGUCGUUUGUAACUUGUGAACUCAUUGAGUUUUGUGGGUGUCGAAAAGUUUUGUUCAUUAAAUUUUGUACUAGGUAAUUUAAAACAGUAACAAUGGCAGAAUUCGUGGAAAAACGAUGCGAGGACAUGAUCCCCGAAUUAGAACAAAUGGAGAGAAUUAAAUUGUUCGAUAAAAUUGAAAUUCGGGGAAUUGCAAAGAAAUUAAAAGAAAAUGAAUAUAAAAUUCAACGGCAUACGAAAACUAAAGAAGACUAUUUACGAUAUAUACAGUACUUAAUGGACCUUCUGAAAUUAAUUAAGCAACGUAGAGACAAAUUUGGUAUUAAUCAAAAGAAAUCAAAUAUUGAUAAUAUUAUUACAAAUAAAAUGAAUCAUUUGUAUAAAGAGGCAAUAUUUAAAUUCCAAGAUGACAUUCGUUUCUGGAUCGCAUAUAUGAAGUUUUGUAAACACGUUCAAUUUCAAAAUAGUGUUAGUCGCAUGUUGGGUAGGAUGUUACAAGUACAUCAAGAUAAACCUAAAUGUUGGCAUAUCGCGGCUCGUUGGGAGCUCGAAGAAAAUAAAAAUAAGCAAACUGCUCGUCAGUUUUUGCUUCGAGGUUUACAUAUACAUCCAACUUCUCAAUUAUUAUUUAUCGAUGCUUUCAAAUUAGAAUUAGAAGAGGCAUCAUUAGAUGAACAAAAACGUGAAAAUAAUGGUGACUCUGUAACACCAAUGAUAACGGAAGAUGAUAUGAGCAUUGGAUCGAAGAGGGCUUACAUUAUAUAUCAACAAGCGUCAAAAUGUAUCAAAGAUAUUAAAUUUAUAAUAGAAUUACUCGAUGCUACAAAGGAACAUACCAAUACAGAAAAACUACAACAUAAAAUAGUUAGCGAUAUGAUACAAGAAUAUGCUCAUGAACCUCUAAUGUGGGACACAAUGGCAAGACGAGAGCUAGAAGGACUUACUCAACCUUCUCUUGACGAUGCAACAAUGGAGAUUGACAAUUUAAAACAGACCUCGUUAAGAGACUGUAUAACGUCUUGUAAUAAAGUGUAUCAAACGGCCCUUAAAAAAAUUAAGACCGAAGAAAUGUGGUCACUGUAUAUAGAGUGUUUAAUAGAAAUUAAUCAGAAAGGAGGGCCUCUACCAAAUUUUAAAAGGAAGUUAUUAAAAACUGCAUUUACGCAAGCACACCAAGCAAAAAAAUUGAAGGAAAAGUCUUAUUUGUAUUGGGUUAACAUGUUAAAUGUUGAGAAAAGGGAUGAAACUACUGAAAAGAAAUUAAAAGAUAUUCUGUGCAUAGCAACGGAAGCUGUACCAACUAGUGUAAGCCUUUGGCAUGCCCGAUUAAGAUACUUAUUAGUUUCAGGGCAAGAAGAUGAAGCUGAAUCUAUUUUUUCAAAGAUAACACAAAUUCUCGGAGAAAAGUCAUUACCUCUAUGGAGAAUGAGGAUAUUGCAUGCACAAGCAAAAAGUCCUGAAAAAACACAAGAAAUAUUUCAAGAAGUAAUACAAGGAUAUCCUAAUAUUGCUCAAGAAAUAAAACCUACUUAUAUUGAAUGGCUGGUUCUAACAAAGAGCAUUCAAGCAGCACGCAAAAUUUAUGAUGAUCUCUGUUUGCAACCACCAUUCUCUAUUGAAUUGCAUAAGAAAAUGACAGAACUAGAACUUAUGCAACCAGAAAUAUCUUUGAAACGUACAAGAAGAUGCCAUGAAAUGUCAACACUACAAUUCGGCAGAAGUAAUACAAGUGUCUGGAUAGAUUACGUCUCCUUUGAAAUGAAACAUGGUGAUCCGAAAAAAGUUGGAGAAUUACAUAGGAGAGCAGUGAAAACUCUAGAACCAGAAUUAACAGAUUCUUUUAUUUCAGAAUACAGUUUAAUUAAAGCAAAUCCAGAUUCUUUAAAUACAGAUAUAUAA